Messenger RNA from Cyphellophora europaea CBS 101466, 312 nucleotides. RefSeq lists its product as uncharacterized. Bases 1 to 312 code for a protein of 103 amino acids. The transcript has a single exon. The record is from RefSeq and is a predicted model, not a curated record. Lineage: Eukaryota; Fungi; Ascomycota; Eurotiomycetes; Chaetothyriales; Cyphellophoraceae.
AUGCUCACCGCCCGCCUCCGCAACCCCACUCUCGUAGCAGAUACGCCCAACACCUGGAGUCUAGGGCGCUUCGGCCCGGUCAUCAAUGCCUACGCGCUCGUCUACACCGCCUACGUGGGCCUAUUCACGCUGCUCCCGUCCACGCUGCCGGUCGCGUGGGAGAACAUGAACUACGAGGGACCGAUCUUUGGGCUAGUGGUGGUGCUAGCGCUGGCGCUGUGGGUGGUGUGGGCCAGGAAGGGGUGGCGCGGGUUGAAUAAAGAGGUCAUUGAUGCGGUUGUGGCAGAUGCGGAUCGGAGGAGCAGGGACUGA